UGACCACAAUCAUUUACGUUCUCUGUCAACAAGAAUUUUUUCAUGGACUAUCCAGGACACUUCACCUAAAAUAAAUAGAAAAAUGAUUCUGCUAUUAAAAAAAGCUACUCUUCUGUUAGUAACAACAAUUACAAUGUGUGCUACUUCAUCUUUCCAGGAUUUUGUUUCAGACUGCUGGACAUUGCCUGAAUAUUGCCAGGCUAAUCUCACAGCAGAGUGUGCAACAGACUACCUUGAUAAUGUUAAGAACUGCAUACAAAAAGAAUUAUCUAAGGCAGACUUGGAACGUUAUCUAAACACAAUAAUGUCUCUUGCAACAAAUGUGACGAAGGGCACUGCUGACCACAAUAAUCUAAACUCCUUUGGAAAAGCUGUGUUGGAUGUAAAUAAACAACUCGUGUCCGUAGACCUGAUGAAAACAGACAACAACAUCAAAAUCAUUGCCCAGAAUUUAGAGGUUCAAGUGUUUAUGAUUGGAUCUAAAUCAAACGUGUAUUAUAGCCCCAAACUCAAUUAUGUAUCUGCAGAUGUCAACCUCACACAGCUUCCGCAGAUGAACGCCGUUUCAGUUUCAAGAUCAGUUGCGGUGGCCCUCAUGAGCUACACCAACGUGACAGACCUCCUUAAACCCAGCUUCUUCAACACAGUUACCAGCGCAACGAAUACCACCAUUAUGUCCGCCGUUGUGUCAGCAGUACUUCCCAUAACCACCAAUAAAGGCCUCACCAUACCAGUCGACUUCACACUCACACACAUCACACCAUUAGACCCUGAGGCCUUUCUCUCCUGUAUGGACUGGGAGACGAACACAUGGGACACGUGUUCCCUCACACAUACCAAUAGUACAAUGACUGUGUGCUCUUGUAAUCGCCUGACUACAUUAGCCCUCAUCAGUCAGACUGACCCAUGCAGGUUUAAUUUGACAGUGCAGUGUGCAAUGGCCUUCCUGAACCAAAGGCAGUAUAACAUAGCUCAAGACUUACCACAGGAGACUGUGGAAAGAUAUCUGAACACAAUAAUGAAUCUAACAGCUGGUGUUAUGAACAAAUACGAGCAAAACUCUUACGGAAAUGUUUUGAUGGAUGUCACUGAGAAACUUGUGUCUGCACUGGUGAAGAAAACAGAUAACUACGAUUCCACAAACAUCACUCUCCAUAAUUUAGAGGUUCGAGUUUUCAUGGUCGGACCCCGUGUCAGCUUGACCAAAACCCCUACACUUAUCACCAGCAGUGCCACUAUGGAUAUCAAUCUCACUGAGAUUUCAAAGAAAAACGAAGGGUCAGCUGCUGUGGCCUUCAUGAGCUACACCAAUAUGGCAGACAUCCUAGGACCUAAAUUCAACACAUUUACAAACACAAAUAAAACUGUGAUGUCCAUGGUUGUGUCUGCAACACUUCCCAAAACCACCAACACGGAGCUCACUGAACCCGUCAACUUCACUUUGAAACACAUCAAAGAGUUAGCUCCUGAAAACAUUCUCACCUGUAUGAACUGGCAUGAAAACACAUGGAAAGCAAAUGACUGUAAUGUCAUAGAGACCAACAGCAGUCAUACUGUAUGCUCAUGCAGUCGCCUGGGUACCAUCAUGCUCAUCAUGCAGACUGAUCCAUGCAUUGGUUCUUUGACAGGACUAUGCGCAAAGAACUUCCUGCUUCAAAUUCCUGCCAACAUACCUGAAGAAUUACCAGAAAAGAUUGUGAAAAACUAUUUGAGCAUCAUGAUGAAUCUUACGACUCGUGUGUUAGUCAGUGUUCCUGACCAAAAAUAUCUAAUGUCCUAUGGAGAUUAUCUAUUGAAUAUAACCGCGCAACUGGUGUCUACGCUGGUGAGGAAAAGAGACACCUACAGCAACAUCAGCAUGUCUCUCCAAAAUUUUGAUGUUCAAGUAUUUAUGGUGUUUGGACUCAAUGUCUCCUCGAGUGAAAUUCCUCAAUUUAGUAUUAGAAACACUUCUAUGGAUAUUGAUCUUGUCGGAAUUUCAAAGAACAACAAUGGAUCAACUGCAGUGGCCUUCAUGAGUUACACCAACAUGACAAACAUCCUCAAACCUACCCUCUUUAAGACAAAUACAAACACAAGUAAAACCAUGAUGUCCACUGUGGUAUCAGCUUUGCUUCCCAAAACCACCAACACAAGCCUCAACAAGCCAGUCAACUUUACCUUCAAACACAUCAGUGACUUAGACCCUGAAGGCAUUCUCUCCUGUGUGUGCUGGAAGAAUGAAGCAUGGCUUGUAGAAGGUUGUAGAAUUAUACAGACUAACAGUUCUCACACCGUGUGCUCUUGUGAUCGCCUGGCUACCUUUGCUCUCAUCAUGCAGACUGACCCGUGCAGGAGUGACCGUCUCAUGAACAUGCUCAUAGCAGUGGCUAUAAUAGUGGGACUCGUAUUCCUCAGCUUGUCCAUACUGACAUUCAGCUUUUAUUCUCGGAACCCAGUGACCAACGCAGCUCUGAUAAACCUGUGCAUAAACCUUCUGCUGUUUCACCUUCUCAGUCUGAUCAAAACUCUUUUCCUGGCCCAAAUACAUGCCCUGCCACUGCGUGCAGCUCUGGCUGGUGUCCAGUGGUUCUUUUUAAUGUCUGUUUUUGUAUGGAUGUUCAUUGAAGCUGUGCUGCUCUACAUCUUUGUGAAGAACCUGUCAGAUAUCAGAUCAAACCCGGAGGAGGUGUUUAGCUGGAGAUGGCUAACUGUGAUUGGAUACCUUGUUCCUCUGGGAGUUCUGGGCAUGUCUAGUGUAAGCUUUCCUGAGGGUUACAUCGAUGAAGAAUGCUGGGAAAAUGAGGACAAAAGUGUGAUCUUUAUUUUUGCAGGUCCUGUUCUUUUCACUGUUACAGUAAACCUGAUCGCUUACCUUCUCAUCAUCAUCAUCAUCGUGAUCUUCACUGUUAAACACCUGAAGGACGAAGUCUUACAAAUGAGUAACACCUCUUAUAGGAAUCUCUUAAUGUGUCUGAUGUUUAGAAGCCUGACCCAGUUUAUCGUUCUCGUGUGCUACUGGAUACUCCUGUACAUCCCCAGCAAGGACGGGGUUUUAUACCACGCCUUCCAGUUGCUCAACUCCCAGCAGGGCACGCUCAUCUUCCUCGUCCACUGCCUUCUCAACCAAGAGAUCAGGCAGAAGUACAGAAAGGUUCUGUGUGCUUUCUGUCUCACCAACAAUCCAGUAACAACCUCCCGGAGUGUCAGGGGACAACCUGAAGCUUCACAGAACAACUGAUAAAAUGUUACGUUAAUAAUAUAUCUUGUGAGGAAUGAUGCUACACUUAUCUUGUUAGUAAAUGGGAUAUUUUAUUAUACAUGAAUCUUAAUUAAAGAAUGAAAUAGUUGUAUUUUUCUAUAACAGCGUGCCCCAGACAAUUUCGACCAGUAAUUGUAUUGCGAGACGUUACACUUUUUUUUCUCUUCCACUUAUAGCUAUAAGGUUCUUCAACAUUUAAUGUUGAAGAACCUCCUCAAAACAAGUUAGAUCAGGGUCCUUAACCUUUUGGGCAAAUGGCCAUGAAUAAUAGAUAUCAUGAAUUUUCUUAAACAGCGUUUUUGUUCCAAUGUAUACAAGCUAUAUAAAGGAAUAACAAGUAAAAAAAAAAAAAAAAGUAAAAAAUAAACAUUUCUUUGUCAUUAUGAUUCAAUUUGUUUGUUUUCUUAUAGUAGAAAUAUCAACAUUAUACAUAUUUUUGGAAGUAAGUUUUCUCCAAAAUUAGAUGCAGAAAAAAAAUAAAAGAGCUGAAAGCCACUUAUAGAAUGAAGAGUGUAUUUUAUUUUAUUUUAUGUUAUUUAUUUAUUUUCUUACUGCAUUUGUAUUAUUUCUCUUGGGUAUUUUACAUAAAGGGAAUUUUGUACUUCUUGGUUUACCUUUUUAAAGAGUUUAUUUGAUCCUUUUUGUAGUAAAAGGCCUAUACCAUCUAGACAUAAGUCAUAUUCUUGUCAUAUAGUCAUAUACUGUAUAAGUAUACUGUAUUUAUUUUAAGAAUGUAAAUAGGGGAUUAUAAAAAUGUCACACAACCCAUCCAUUUGAAGAUGUUUAAUGUUUGAAGAAUUAUACUUCAUA
Ictalurus punctatus (channel catfish) is the source of this 4051-nucleotide messenger RNA. RefSeq names its product adhesion G-protein coupled receptor G2. Bases 83 to 3220 code for a protein of 1045 amino acids. The transcript is spliced from 23 exons. Gene Ontology annotation, biological process: adenylate cyclase-activating G protein-coupled receptor signaling pathway; cell surface receptor signaling pathway. The record is from RefSeq and is a predicted model, not a curated record. Gene Ontology annotation, cellular component: membrane. Lineage: Eukaryota; Metazoa; Chordata; Actinopteri; Siluriformes; Ictaluridae. Gene Ontology annotation, molecular function: G protein-coupled receptor activity.